Messenger RNA from Sorex fumeus (smoky shrew), 3171 nucleotides. RefSeq names its product neural EGFL like 2 (gene NELL2). Gene Ontology annotation, molecular function: protein binding; calcium ion binding. The record is from RefSeq and is a predicted model, not a curated record. The transcript has 20 exons. The coding region runs from base 32 to 2482 and encodes 816 amino acids. Lineage: Eukaryota; Metazoa; Chordata; Mammalia; Eulipotyphla; Soricidae.
CCCCGGGAGGAUGGACUGAUCGAGCCGCGCCAUGGAGUCUCCGGUCCUCGCACGAGCCCUGUGUCUGCUGCUCGGCCUCGGCGCAGUCUGGGGGCUUGGCGUGGACCCCUCCCUGCAGAUCGACGUCUUCGCGGAGUUGGGACUCGGCGAGGCCACGGGCGGGGUGCGCCAGGUGCCCGGGCUGCACAAUGGCACGAAAGCGUUUCUCUUCCAAGAUACUCCUAGAAGUAUAAAAGCAUCUACUGUUACAGCUGAAAAGUUUUUUCAGAAGCUGAGAAAUAAACAUGAGUUCACUAUUUUGGUGACCCUAAAGCAAACCCACUUAAAUUCGGGAGUUAUUUUCUCCAUUCACCACUUGGACCACAGGUACUUGGAACUGGAAAGCAGUGGCCAUCGGAAUGAAGUCAGACUGCAUUACCGCUCCGGCAGUCACCACCCACACACAGAAGUGUUCCCUUACAUUUUGGCUGAUGACAAGUGGCACAAGCUCUCUUUAGCCAUCAGUGCCUCCCAUUUAAUCUUAUAUAUUGACUGUAAUAAAAUAUAUGAAAGAGUGGCAGAAAAACCCUCCACAGAACUGCCUCAGGGCACAACAUUUUGGCUGGGACAAAGAAAUAAUGCCCAUGGAUAUUUUAAGGGCAUAAUGCAGGAUGUACAAUUACUUGUGAUGCCCCAAGGAUUUAUUGUCCAGUGUCCAGAUCUUAAUCGCACCUGUCCAACUUGCAAUGACUUCCAUGGACUUGUGCAGAAAAUCAUGGAACUGCAGGACAUUUUAGCCAAAACAUCUGCCAAGCUGUCUCGAGCUGAGCAACGAAUGAAUAGAUUGGAUCAGUGCUAUUGUGAAAGAACUUGCACCAUGAAGGGAGUCACCUACCGAGAAUUUGAGUCCUGGACAGAUGGCUGUAAGAACUGCACAUGCCUGAAUGGAACCGUUCAGUGUGAAACUCUGGCCUGUCCCCCUCCCGACUGCCCUGCUAGGUCGGCUGCUGCAUACGUGGACGGCAAGUGCUGUAAGGAGUGCAAAUCAAUUUGCCAAUUUCAAGGACGAACCUACUUUGAAGGAGAAAGAAACACAGUUUAUUCUUCUUCUGGAGUAUGCGUUCUCUAUGAAUGCAAGGACCAGACCAUGAAGUUGGUUGAGAGCUCGGGUUGUCCCGCUUUGGAUUGCCCCGAGUCUCAUCAGAUAACCUUGUCUCACAGCUGUUGCAAAGUUUGUAAAGGCUAUGACUUUUGUGCUGAGAGGCAUAACUGCAUGGAGAAUUCUGUCUGCAGAAAUCUGAAUGACAGAGCUGUUUGUAGCUGUCGAGAUGGUUUCCGGGCUCUUCGGGAGGACAGCGCCUACUGUGAAGAUAUUGAUGAGUGUGCAGAAGGACGCCAUUACUGCCGUGAGAAUACCAUGUGUGUCAACACACCAGGGUCCUUCAUGUGUAUCUGCAAAACUGGAUACAUAAGAAUUGAUGAUUACUCAUGUACAGAACAUGACGAAUGUGUCACAAAUCAGCACAGCUGUGAUGACAAUGCUCUCUGCUUCAACACUGUCGGAGGCCACAGUUGUAUCUGCAAGCCGGGCUACACCGGGAACGGAACGACAUGCAAAGCAUUUUGCAAAGACGGCUGUCGGAAUGGAGGAGCUUGCAUUGCUGCAAACGUGUGUGCCUGUCCGCAGGGCUUCACCGGGCCCAGCUGUGAAACAGAUAUCGAUGAAUGCUCGGAUGGAUUUGUUCAGUGUGAUAGCCGUGCUAAUUGCAUUAACCUCCCAGGAUGGUACCACUGUGAGUGUAGAGAUGGCUACCAUGACAAUGGGAUGUUUUCAUUAAGUGGAGAAUCCUGCGAAGAUAUCGAUGAGUGUGGAACUGGGAGGCAUAGCUGUGCCAAUGAUACUAUUUGCUUUAACUUGGAUGGUGGAUAUGAUUGCCGAUGUCCUCAUGGAAAGAACUGCACAGGGGACUGCAUCCAUGAUGGAAAAAUUAAGCACAGUGGUCAGAUUUGGGUAUUGGAAAAUGACCGAUGUUCUGUAUGCUCAUGUCAGAACGGAUUUGUGAUGUGUCGCCGGAUGGUCUGUGACUGUGAGAAUCCUACCGUGGAUCUCUUCUGCUGCCCCGAGUGUGACCCGAGGCUCAGCAGUCAGUGCCUCCAUCAAAAUGGUGAAACUCUGUACAAUAGCGGUGACAACUGGGUCCAGAAUUGCCAACAGUGCCGCUGCUUGCAAGGGGAAGUUGACUGCUGGCCCCUGCCUUGUCCAGAGGUGGAGUGCGAAUUCAGUGUUCUCCCAGAAAACGAGUGCUGUCCUCGCUGCGUCACUGAUCCCUGCCAGGCUGACACGAUCCGCAAUGACAUCACCAAAACUUGCCUGGAUGAGAUGAAUGUGGUUCGCUUCACUGGGUCCUCGUGGAUCAAACGUGGCACUGAGUGUACUCUCUGCCAGUGCAAGAAUGGACACACCUGCUGUUCCGUGGAUCCGCAGUGCCUUCAGGAACUGUGAUGAGAACUGUCUCCUGGAAUGUUUUUCUUUAAGAAGUUUCUUUUGUUUAAAAGACUCCCCCCCAAAAAUGUUAAAACUUAAAUCUUUUAAGUUUUAAGUUAAAAGUUACAAAAAAAAUGUUAAAACUUAAAUUUGGAGAAGCUGAGUUCAGCUUUGUUAAUAGCUGAAUGAACUUUCAAUUAUAAAAUUUGUGGAGCUUGAGAAACCAUAAAAGGAAAAUUCUUGGGGAAAAACUAGACCAGAACUCUGCUCUACUUUGUCUGACCUUACCUUGUAGAGGAACAUGUGCGUCGCACACAUAAUGACAUCUGGACAUAAGGCCCGAGCCCGUUAGCAGUUGCAAGGCUCCUGCUUCUUUGGUGCAGAAAAAAUUUUCUUCUUAUCAGAAUCUUCAUGAAUCAGUUAGGUUUCUCAAAACAAAAAUGCAAGGCAGUGAAAGAAUUAUAUUUUCAGAAACAAAGCAAGAAGCUAUAAUGUGUUCUGUACAGUAUACAUACUGAAAAAGAAAUCUGAAACAAGUUACUGUAAUGAUAAAAAUAAUGCACAGGCAUGGUUACUUAAUCUUUUCUAACAGGAAAAAACGCCCCCAUUUCCGUGUUUUGCUGCACUUAAUAUUAUUUGGUUGAAUUUGUUCAGUAUAAGCUUGUUCUUGUGCAAAACGAAAUAAAUAUUUCUCUUACCUUAUAACA